AUGACGACGAUGAUCUCUAAUCUUCCAAGGGAUUUGAUAGAAGAGAUUCUGUCUAGGGUUCCCUUGAAAUCUAUGAGAACACUGCGAUUAACUUGCAAAAAGUGGGGAACUAUUUUAAGAAGUGAGAGCUUUACGAAAUUGCACAUUAGUAAAGCAACAACAAGAGAAGGGGAGUCUACAAUGAUCACGUUGAUUAAUAACCAACUUUAUUUAACGAGCGUCGUGGUCAGAAACGACGUUGACCCAUAUACAGAGCCUAGAGGUAAACUUAUGUCUGAGCGUCAAGUCAAGAUAUCUCAAGUCUUUUACUGUGAGGGUUUAUUGUUGUGCAUCUUGAACGAAACUACAGUUACUAGGUUUGUGGUUUGGAAUCCGUAUUUGGGGCAAACAAGGUGGAUCAAACCCCGAUAUUCUCAUCGAAAGGACAUGUUUGGUAAGGAUAGGUUUCAUUACUCUCUCGGAUACGUGAGUAAGAAAUCAUGUCGCAGCCACAAAUUCUUGAGAUUUAUAGAUUAUCAUAGGUAUCAAUACGUACACCAAUUUUUUUGGUAUGAAAUCUACGAUUUUGACUCUGAUUUAUGGACAACUCUUGAUGUCACUCCACACUGGUUUAUACCUUACAAGAAUAGUGGCAUUUCCCUCAAGGGAAACACAUACUGGGCUGCUGAGAAAAGGGAAAACGACUACAGCAAGUACUUGAUCUGUUUUGAUUUUACAAGAGAGAGAUUUGGACCGCUUCUGCCUUUGCCGUUUAGCGUUAGAGAUCAUGCAUAUAUGAUCUUAUCUUGUGUUAAAGAAGAGAAGCUUGCAGCUUUAAUUCAGCGCCACGAGACACAUGUACAUGAAUUUGAGAUAUGGAUUACAACUAAGCUUGAAGACGAAAUGGUGUCGUGGAGCAUGUUUUUGAGAAUAAACACAUGGGCAAUUAGACACGAGAGUUUCGUUAUUGACGAGGAGAAGAAAAUCACAAUGGGGUCUAAUAAAAAUCUUAGAACAAUUAACAUCAUCGGAGAGGCUGGAUACUUUAGAGAAUUGGAUCUUGGAGAACAUGUUGAAAAUAACUGUUUGUCACAUGUGUGCUCUUAUGUUCCAAGUUCGGUCCAAAUCAAGGAACUUGCACAAGGCAACAGAAAAAAACGUCAAAGUAAUCUAGAAAAUCGUCGAUUUAAGCAAAACAUGUCGAGACUUGUCGCAUUUGAGAAGGCAGUAAGGAGGUAG
This is a messenger RNA of Camelina sativa (false flax), 1218 nucleotides long. RefSeq names its product F-box/kelch-repeat protein At1g48625-like. The record is from RefSeq and is a predicted model, not a curated record. Lineage: Eukaryota; Viridiplantae; Streptophyta; Magnoliopsida; Brassicales; Brassicaceae. Gene Ontology annotation, molecular function: protein binding.